AAUGAAUCAAGCAUCAAAAGGAGAGCAAGAGGCGAUCAGUACCCUCUGGCUAGUAUCUGGACCUGUUCUUUUAAUAGCUGGAGUUAUUGGUCACUCUAUUGCCAUUGUUAUCUUACGCUCUAAAAGAUUUUCUCGACAAAGUUUAUCGCUCGCCCUGCUAGUACUAUCGGCCACGGAUUUAGCUGUUCUUCUCAUCGGUGUAAAUCGUUAUAUUCUUUUGGUUAUAGGAAUCGGAGAUAUUCGGGAUAAAUUCGAUGCAAUAUGUCGUAUUCAUACAUUUCUGGAAUAUUGGCUUUGCCAAUUGUCGGCCUGGAUUUUAGUAGUCAUGACCGGAAUGCGACUUACUUCGAUUUUGAAUCCCAUUAAGUCAAACGUCAUUUUCACUCAGUGCAAAGUAAAAUUGAUAUUAUUAGCAGUAUUCGUCAUAACACUCAUAACAAAUCUGCAUCACCUGUUUCUGCAAAAUAUAGAGAUGUUUCCAAACAAUGGAUCUAACGCUAAUUCUACCUUUCACCCCGGAUGUACCAUUAAAGAUCCCUAUAUCGAAGAUAUAUUAUACAAAAUCGAUUGGAUAUUUAGUUGUAUCAUUCCAUUUUGCGUAAUAUUGGUUGGUAACGUAACUAUUGGUAUUCGAUUAUGGUAUAUUAAAUACGUUGGCGAUAAAGCUUUGCAGAAACAUAUGAAAGGAGAUUAUCAGAAUUUUUUAUCAAUAACUAUUAUGCUGAUGACAGUCAGUUUGGCUUUUAUUUUACUCACCGGGCCUUUGUUAAUAUACCAAACAGAAUAUGUAAAAUUUUCAAGGCUUGAUUGGCCAAAUUUUACUUUCCAUUCUCUACAAACUAUAUACUAUCUCAAUUACGUUAUAGACUUUUAUUUAUAUUGUAUUGCCGGUUCCAAUUUCCGAAUGGCAUUAAUGCAGCUCCUAUUCAAAAGAAAGAGCAAGCCUUGCAAGAAGAGUAUGGGCCAUGAAUUAACAGCUCUAACAUCAACCCCACCAAACGCUCACAAACUCUCCAACACUGACGACAUUUAUUAA
Molecule: messenger RNA, 1036 nt
Organism: Dimorphilus gyrociliatus
Lineage: Eukaryota; Metazoa; Annelida; Polychaeta; Dinophilidae
Source: the annotation of a GenBank genome assembly